UCUGCAGGCGUCUUUGUCACUGGCGUCCGCCAGCCGAACUCAGUGUUCGCCGCUCCUUCUUCUUCAGCUGUGGUGGUGCGAGGUUGCUCUGCCGGGCUUCUGGCGCCCUGCGACCUGCAGACACCGGAAAAUCCAUAGGGAGGAUGUCGGAAGACCACGGAAGCUGGGAAGUGGAACUGUUGACAUUCAGGGAUGUGACCAUAGAAUUUUCUCCAGAAGAGUGGGCAUGCCUUAACCCUGCUCAGUGGAAUUUGUAUCGGGAUGUGAUGUUAGAGAACUACAGAAACCUGGUCUCCCUGGGUCUUACAGUCUCUAAGCCAGACCUGAUCACCUGUCUGGAGCAAAGGAAAGAGCUCUGGAAUGUGAAGAGACAUGACAAAGUAGCAGAACACCCAGCUAUGUCUUCUCAUUCUACCCAAGACCAUUUGCCAGAGCAGGGGAUAAAUGUUUCAUUCCAAAAAGUGAUACUGAGAAGAUACGGAAGCUGUGGUUUUGAGAAUUUAAACCUAACGAAAGACUGGGAAAAGGUGGGUGACUGUAAGAAGCAGAAAGAAUGUUAUAAUGGACUUAAACAAUGUUCAACAACUACCCACAGCAAAAUAUUUCAAUGUAAUAAAUGUUUGAAAGUCUUCAAAAACUUGUCAAAUCUUAAUAGACAUAAGAUGAGACAUACAGUAGAAAAAUCUUUUAAAUGUAAAGAAUGUGGGAAAGCCUUUAACCAAUGCCCACACAUUACUGAACAUAAGAGAAUUCAUAAUGGAGAGAAACCUUACAAAUAUAAACCCUACAAAUGCGAAGAAUGUGACAAAGCCUUUUACUGGUGCUCACAACUUACUGCACAUAAGGGAAUUCAUACUGGAGAGAAACCCUACAAAUGUGAACAAUGUGGCAAAGCUUUUAACCAGUGUUCAUACCUUACUAAACAUAAGAGAAUUCAUAAUGAAGAGAAACACUACAAAUGUGAACAAUGUGGCAAAGCCUUUAACCGUUGUUCAGACCUUACUAUUCAUAAGAGAAUUCAUACUGGAGAGAAACCCUACAAAUGUGAAGAAUGUGGCAAAGCUUUUAACCGCAGCUCAAGCCUUAUUAUACAUAAGAGAAUUCAUACUGGAGAAAAACCCUACAGAUGUGAAGAAUGUGGCAAAGCUUUUAACCACAGCUCAAACCUUAGUCUACAUAAGAGAAUUGUUCAUACCAGUGAAAAACCUUACAAAUGUGAAGAAUGUGGCAAAGCUUUUAUUCAUUGCUCAGUCCUUACUAAACAUAAGAGAAUUCAUACUGGAGAGAAACCCUAUAAAUGUGAAGAAUGUGGCAAAGUCUUUAAUCAAUGCUCAGACCUUACUAAACAUAAGAGAGUUCAUACUGGAGAGAAACCCUACAAAUGUGGAGAAUGUGACAAAGCUUUUAACCACAGCUCAAGCCUUAUUAUACAUAAGAGAAUCAUUCAUACUGGAGAAAAACCCUACAAAUGUGAAGAAUGUGGCAAAGCCUUCAACCGUUGCUCAGACCUUACUAAUCAUAAGAGAAUUCAUACCGGAGAGAAACCCUACAGAUGUGAAGAAUGUGGUAAAGCCUUUAACCGUUGCUCAGACCUUACUAUUCAUAGGAGAAUUCAUACCGGGGAGAAACCCUACAGAUGUGAACAAUGUGGCAAAGCCUUCAACCGUUGCUCAGACCUUACUAUUCAUAAGAGAAUUCAUACAGGAGAGAAACCCUACAGAUGUGAACAAUGUGGCAAAGCCUUCUACCGUUGCUCAGACCUUACUAACCAUAAGAGAAUUCAUACUGGAGAGAAACCCUACAAAUGUGAAGAAUGUGGCAAAGCUUUUAACCACAGCUCAAACCUUAGUCUACAUAAGAGAAUUAUUCAUACCAGAGAAAAACCUUACCAAUGUGAAAAAUGUGGCAAAGCCUUUAACCAGUACUCAUACCUUUCUGUACAUAAGGGAAUUCAUACAAGAGAAACCCUACAAAUGUGAAGAAUGUGGAAAAUCUUUAAACAUUGCUCAAACCUUUCUAAUUAAAAGAUAAUUUAUACAGUAGAGAAACCCUACAAAUGUGAAUAAUGUGUCAAAGCCUUUAAGUGAUGUUCAUACCCUACUCGAUGAAAUACAUACUGAAGAGAAAUCUUACUAAAGUGAAGAAUGUGGCUAAGCCUGUAACCAGUGCUUAAACAUUUAUAACUGUAAGUUAUAUCUGAGAGAAAUCAUACAAAUAUGAAGAAUAUGGGAAAGCAUUUGCCUGGUGCUUUUCCCUUACUAUACAAGAGAGAAUUCAUACCUGUGAAAAAUCCUACAAAUGUAAAGAAAGUGGGAAAGCCUUUAAUAAGUGCUCACAUAUUACUUGACAUCGGAUAGUCAUAUUGGAUAACAGUGGUAUAAGUGUAACAACUGUCAAAAUAUCUUCUGGAAAAUAAAAGUCUUAGAGUGUUCUAAAGUGUUUAUACUGAGAAAGAAUUAAAGAUACAGUAAUACUCUUUAUAGUUGUAAUAUUUUGUCACAUAUCUUAUUGUGCACAGUAGAAUUUAUAAUGGAACAAAACCCUCCAUCAGUUGCUCAAAAUUUAAGUUUAGAGAAUGUAAACAGGAGAGAAACUCUAUAAAUGUAUAUUUGUCCCAAAGCAGAGGGUUUAUUAUAGAGAAAAAUCCAAUAUGAAAAUUGUUAAAUAAUUUAUGUAUAUGUAUGUUUAAAAGGAGCAGGAGAUUGAUUUU
Lemur catta (Ring-tailed lemur) is the source of this 2710-nucleotide messenger RNA. Its product is annotated as zinc finger protein 682-like. The transcript is spliced from 5 exons. The record is from RefSeq and is a predicted model, not a curated record. Gene Ontology annotation, biological process: regulation of transcription by RNA polymerase II. Gene Ontology annotation, molecular function: DNA-binding transcription factor activity; RNA polymerase II cis-regulatory region sequence-specific DNA binding. Lineage: Eukaryota; Metazoa; Chordata; Mammalia; Primates; Lemuridae. Bases 144 to 1979 code for a protein of 611 amino acids.